AUGGGAAAUGAUGGUGAUUAUGAUUGGGAGAAAGAAGUGGAGGAGUUUGAAAAAACAAAAGCUGGUGUCAAAGGACUUGUAGAUUCCGGGGUUGUAAAAAUCCCGAGGUUCUUCAUUGAUCAAUCUGAGAAAUCGAGCAACAGUGUCACUCAGCUACAGAUCCCGGUUAUAGACUUUCAAGAACUUACAACUCGACGAAUGGAGAUUGUUGAUGAGAUUCGCAAGGCAUCUGAAAGCUGGGGAUUUUUCCAAAUGGUUAAUCAUGGAGUGCCAAUGAGUGUAAUGGACGCCAUAUUAGAAGGCACGCGAAAAUUUCAUGAACAGCCAACAGAGUCGAAGAUGGAGUACUAUUCUACAGACGUGAUGCGAACUGUGAAAUUUUAUACCAUACUGGGAAAUUUGCAAAAAUCACAUGCUGCAAGUUGGAGGGAUGCAUUUUCUUGUACAUUUACCGAUGAUAUGCUCAACCCUGCUGCUAUACCACCAGUUUGCAGAAAUGAAAUCAACGAGUACAUGAAAUUCAUGAUGAAAUUGAGAGACACGUUGUCGGAUUUACUUUCGGAAGCAUUAGGUCUGAAUCGAGAUUUCCUAGGAAAGAUGCAAUUCUUGAAAAGUGAGAGUUUGUCAUGCCUAUAUUAUCCAGCUUGUCCUGAACCGGAGAGGACUUUUGGCACGGAGAAGCACGCUGAUCCCACAAGUCUGACCGUCUUGGUCCAGGAUGACACCGGUGGCCUCCAGAUUCAUCACGACAACUAUUGGGUCGAUGUGCCUCCCAUUAAAGGAGCUUUAAUAGCAAACAUCGGAAGUUUUAUGCAGCUUAUUAGCAACGACAAAUUCAAGAGCGUGGAGCAUCGAGUAUUGGCUAGAUCUAUUGGAACUCGGGUUUCAUCUGCGUGUUUCUUCUAUCCUAGUUCUGAUCAAAUCCUAAAGCCAUGCGGACCUCUAAAAGAGCUAGAAAAUCCUCCAAUUUACAGGGAAGUAUCGUAUCUUGAAUUUGUCACUUGUCAUCAGAAAAAAAUGAGCGAAGAGGAUUCAGUCACUGCAGAAGCUCCUCUAUCGGACUCUCUCUCUGUCCGGCAGUUGGGUGCAGUGUCACGGCGAUGGAGCUCCUCUCUCUACCGUCCUCUCUCUCCUUCCUUACCCAUCGACAGCCAUGACGAGGAAGUUGUCACGGCGAUGGAGCUGCUCCGGCGCAAGCGCCCGUCGUCUCCGGCGCUGCAGAUCGAGUAG
This is a messenger RNA of Fraxinus pennsylvanica, 1230 nucleotides long. The record is from the annotation of a GenBank genome assembly. Lineage: Eukaryota; Viridiplantae; Streptophyta; Magnoliopsida; Lamiales; Oleaceae.